Molecule: messenger RNA, 1329 nt
Organism: Dichotomopilus funicola
Lineage: Eukaryota; Fungi; Ascomycota; Sordariomycetes; Sordariales; Chaetomiaceae
Exons: 2
Coding region: 1-1329 (442 amino acids)
Source: RefSeq, a predicted model, not a curated record
AUGGGGCCAACAAAAACAACCCCAACAACAUCAACAUCAACAGCCCUCACCAACACCCGCACAACCCUCACCUCCCAUCCCGCUCCCGUUCCCGUUACCGAAACCCGCACCCUCCUAACCUUCCCAACCAACGGCCUCCCAUCCCCCCGCAUCCUCCCAGCGAGUGCCUUUCCACGCCACCAGCCUGCCACCGCAGGCCCUAGCUAUGGCAAUCAUCCACCGUACAUCUCCCAUCAACAACAACAACCACCGUCCAGCGUCGGCGUCGGCAUCGGCACCGGCGUCCCCUUCAGGGCCCAGACAAAUCGCUGGUUGUGCUGUGUUUGCGCAGAGCGCGAGGUUUUUGAUCCUAUUGGGAUGGUGUUUCACGCUGAACCUCCUUCCCUUCUCUACCCUGCUUCUUUUCCUCGUCCCUCGGCUUCGGCUUCGCCAGCUAUGGGAGGGGGGUAUGCGUGGGGGGAAUAUACGAGCGGCGGUGGUGGUGGCAACCGCCAUGGUGACGACGACGCGGGGACCUCAUACACCACCUGCCACAACAUGAACUGUCGCCACCAGCAAUGCGUCAACUGCGCUCUCUUCCCGGGAGCUGUCGGGGGUAGUUACAGGGCGAAACAACUGGUUCGUACAGUCGGGGGACUUUAUACUUCGCCACGGUUUGUGGAUCCGGUGUACUGGGAGUGUGGGACGUGUGGGGAGUCGGUGAGGAAUAGGUUGCAUUCGCGGUGUGUUAUUGGGAUGGCGGAGUGUCAGGGGGAGAGGUGUGUGGGUAUGCGGCAGCAGGUGGGCGGAUCGCGGCUUGGGUAUGGGGGGGAACAACACACUAUGGGGGGAGGAGGAGGAGGAGGGGUGUUGAUGGCGGAUAGUGUGGUGAUGAAUCGGUAUGGGCAGAGAUUGGGGACUGCGGAUCAGAGGUUUGCUGUAGCGGAUGGGCCGUGGCAUUGGCAACGGCGGGCGUUGGGGGAUUCGAAAUGUGCGGUUGUUUCGGGGACGAGGAAGCUGAUGAACAGACCGCUGGAGGGGGGUGUCCGGCGGGAUGGUGUGGUUCAUGAGUUGUGGAAGGAUGGGGAGCCGGUGCCGAAUUACCCUUAUCGAAGGCCGCCGCCGUUGAAUGAGGAUGAUGCACAUGAGAAUAACGAGUAUGAGGUCACGUAUCUGGCGGGGAUAGCGGCGGAACCGUCGGAUAAGGGGAAAGGGCGAGAGGAGCGGUAUGGGGUCCUUGAUCAGGGUCCACGGUUUGGGUCGGCUUCGAGUCCGGGUGGUGUCAGUCCUGGGGGGGCUUCUUCAGAUUCUUCGUCUUUUUUUCCUGGAUGGAACAAUUUGCAAAGGUAG